Messenger RNA from Dentiscutata erythropus, 871 nucleotides. NCBI's taxonomy places the organism in Eukaryota, Fungi, Glomeromycota, Glomeromycetes, Diversisporales, Gigasporaceae. The record is from the annotation of a GenBank genome assembly.
GUUGCCACCAAGAUCACCUUCACAAGCAAGUAUAUUCCAAACUAGACAAUUGACUUUACAAUUGUCAGAAGAAAGAUCAUCUCAAAUUAAGAUAUCGGGACCAUUAAAUGAAAUAUCUGAUCAGCCUUCUCAACAUGUUGAGUUAAGUGAAAAUAAUGAAAAUCUUAUUGAUAUAGCAUUAUUUAUUCCAUAUAAAAAGAGAGAUACUGACCUAGCAGGUGAUGAUUUGGAUGCUACAUCUCAAGAAGCAAAUAAUGCUUUUAGAGAUAUUCUGGCCGCAUAUUUUCAGAAAAAGGAAAAAAUUGAGUCAGUUCUGGUUGACAUUUUUCUGUUAGCCUUGGAAAGUAUUGAAAAGAAGAUGGACAAGAGUUUUUCUGCCUUGUAUCAAGAGAUUGAAAAGGGUGAUUUGUUGGAUGAAAAAUGGCCUAAAUUUAGUUUGUCUAAGGCACAUAACCAACAUGAGUAUGAUUUCUUGGCUAAGGCUAGUAGGCAUUUAGAUAAAGCAAUUAAAGGGUUACUAGUUUUUUUUAGAAAGAAAUUUGCAGGAGUUUGGGAAGAUGUAAAGACACGUGCAGUAAUGCUAAGAUUAGCUAAUAAUAGGGGUUGGAGUGCUGCAUUACAAAUAUACCCAAGUUUAGUAGCUAGAACUACAAUAGUAGGUUUUGUAGCAACUAGCAUAAGAGAAAAAGGUUUUCUCCUCCUUCAUCAAACUCUGAGAAAGGAGAGUCUUAUAAGAGAAAUAAAAGAAAAAACAAAGGGUUUUAUUCCUUUCAUGGCAGAGAAAGAUAUAGCUUUGCAAGACAUCAAGAGGCAAUUACCUGCUUCAACUGUAGAGGUGUUGGUCACAUUGCCACAAGCUGCCCAUCCUUAG